This is a messenger RNA of Babesia ovata, 4224 nucleotides long. RefSeq lists its product as uncharacterized. Bases 1 to 4224 code for a protein of 1407 amino acids. The transcript has 2 exons. The record is from RefSeq and is a predicted model, not a curated record. NCBI's taxonomy places the organism in Eukaryota, Apicomplexa, Aconoidasida, Piroplasmida, Babesiidae.
AUGGAGCGGACAAAGAAUCUUGAAGGUCUUGCAAAAAAGUUGAAAGAAUUUAUUGGUGAAAACAAUUCUGAUAAUCCUUCAAAAGUUAUUUUAGAAAAUCUCACAGACGGUUUAGAGAGAUUCUUGGGAUACGAUAAAGAGUCCAAAGGCUACGACGGCACUGGCAUCGUGUACUCGGACCUUGACAGGCUCUGCGACGGGGUGAUGUCUUUCCUUCAUGGAGUUUUAAAUGAAGUUCAUAGAAAUGAUAAUCUUUCGCCUUAUAAAAAGGCAUUAAAUGAAACUGUAACACUUUUAGAAAGCAAGCGCUAUGAAGGCAAAACAGGUUUGCAGUCUGUGAUUGACCAUGUCAAGCAGGGGAUUGGUCAGUGGUUGGGGAUGGUUAGAAACCAAGGUAAUGCAAUUCCCGGUCAUUUAAAUAAGCUUGAUAAUGAAUAUCUCGCACCCAUAAAAUCCAGAAUUGAAUCCAUGGGCGACCAGGAAUAUGACACUAAAAAAGAUGUAUUGGCGACAUGGGUAAACGAAACGAAUGUGCUCUCCAUGUACGGUGAUUAUGCUUAUAGCGCACUGGCACCUUUAGACCAAAACCUCCAAAAAGAAUUAUCUCCACACGUCUCCCUAAUUAAAGACAGAGUGGAGACUUUCGUGGACUCCACUAAAAAGGAUCACGAGGGGCUUGUUAAGGUGUGUGAGAAGGUGGAUGAAAAGAUGAGUGAGAUUAUUAAAAAUUCGGAAAGCGUGUCAGGAAAUGCCGCAAAUAAAAUCGAUAGUUUGACAACGUUUCUGAAAGGUGAAAUUAACACGCUUCACGAGCAUAUUAAGAAAGUUGUGCCAGGUGUCAAAAAGGCUAUCGAGGAGUUGGAAAAGUGGCUUAAAAACGAUAAUGGUUCAAACCUUCACAAUGCUUUGCAGAAGUGCGAUGCUGUAGUGAAGGCGCUGGAUGAAAAUGCUAACUCCGAUUUGAAAAGGCAAUUCACGUCGAUUGAGGAAGCUAGAUCGACAGUUCAAAGUGUUCAUGGAGAGCUUGGCGGAAUUGACAGUUCCUUGAGUUCGUGGAUUCAGAAGGCGGAGCAGACGAUGCAGAAUGCACUAUUGAAGGCUAAACAGAUUUUUGAUAAAGUUCAAGAGACUAGUACGCUAAACAUAACUCACGCAAUUAGCGACUUAAAGCAAAAAACGCAAGAGCAUUUUUUCAACUUGAAACAAGAAGAACUUAAGGGAUACGCCAGCGAGGCCACUGAGCAUCUUAAUAAGAUGGUGGAUGCGGUUGAGAGCUUGGUGGAUGAGAAACUGGCGGAUGCGUUUGACAAAUACAAACUUUGGGUGGAAAACGGUGUCGUAACGGGGAGCCGUGGUAAUCAAAUGACAUCCCAAAUUCGUCAAUUGCCAAAUGUUAUCCAGUCUCUCAAGGAGAUGUCAAAUACCGUAAAGCAGGCUGCGCAAAGUGUUGAGCAGAACAGUGCAGUACGAUCUACUCCGUUUUAUCCUUAUACACUUCCUCUUUCAGGCCCAUCACCGUUACAGACGUCACUUACUGACUUGGAGCAAAAUGUGCAAGCAGUUCAGUCGAUUGAAGCUGAGGUUCGAAGUCUACAAAUGCAACGCACAGGGCAGCCCACUGCAGCCAAUGUCAGUUCCUCGCAUCUCAACACGCUGUCCACUCUUGCCUCUACAACACGAAAAGUCGUAAACGAUAUUGUCGCCGUCUUGAAGGACCGAAUCCGAAGUGGCGUGAUGAGCAUUGGUAGGUUGACCAUUAGUUCAGAUUUAAGUAAAUCAACUAUUACAUUUCAUGGUUCUCUACAAAACGCUGUGGGAAUCGCCCAGUCACUUUAUAGCCAACUCCAGUCGAUUAAUGGACGCCUUCCUUCUCGUAACGGAACUGUAAGUAAUAACUUAAGUGUUAUUCAAAAUGUGUCACAAGACCUCGGCGGUUUGGUGCAAAAUGUUCAGCGGCUGAGCACAGCAUUCAAUGAUCAAAAAUCCCUGUUUAGCAAGUUUGAUAAUAAUGUAUCUACGCCCUUCAACAAAAUUGUACAAGACGUCAGGAACGCUGCUGGACAGGACCAGACGAAUGGUCUUCAGUCAACUUUGCAAACGUUCAAGGAAACUACUAUUCAAGGCAAUGAUUCCACGGAUAAACUAGGUAAAAUUAGGACUGAUAUUCACAGCCAGAUGAGUCAGUUGUUUCCCAAGAUUUCUGCCAUAAACUCAGCCGUCGAAGCAAUUAAGUCACAGCUUUCCAAAAUAUCCAAAAUGGUGAAAAAAGGAAGCGAAAAAGAGACAAUUAACGGUUUUCUCGAAUCACUCAAGGGAGAGAUCUCUUCUCUUAAACAGUCUCUCACAGAUUUAAAAGCAGGUGACUUGACAUCGAUGAUUGCCAACGUUCAACAUGAAUUUGAUGAAGCCAAAAAAUUCAUCGUAAAGUACAUUCAAAGCACUUGUAAUGAAGCUAUUAGUAAUGCUAAGGUUGCUGGAAAAGAAAUCAAACGCCAAGCCCUCUCCCAGUUCGCCGCGUCCAAGGCCCGCGCGCUCGAGCAGCUCAAGGCGCUGGUGGAAGAACAAAACGAGAUAAUUCAGAAUAAAAUUCAUAUAGACACCGAAACGGGAUUAAAAGGAUUCAUGAAAUUGUUUAAUACCAACUUUAUCCCGAAGAUUGAAGAGAUUGGAGGCAUUAAGCCUAAUUCCUUUACACCAGAAAAGUCUCCGCUGAACCAAGCUGCCGAAAAAGUAUGCGUCGGCUUCGAGAUGUUUUUCAAAAAUUUGGAAAAACAAAGAAAGGAGUUCGAAGAUUUCCCACCAGGCGUCAUUCAGCCUGACGCCAUGCUCCCUGAGGUGUCCAAAUAUGAGAGUGUAACUAACGCCCUGCUGAAACUUCUUGAAGGACUUCAUACAUCCAAACACUUCGACCACAAUUUCAGUGAUCACCUUAAAUCCCUCAACAAUGCAUUAUCUACAUUCUCCCCCGCCAAAUUCACUGACUCCUCCAGUCCCAUCCUGCAAGCGCUCAAGGACGGAAUCGGCGCCCUGGCCCAGCAACUCGGCUACGCAUAUGUAAGCGCGUACUGCUGUAAGAAGUUUGACGGUGCGUUGCUUGAUCCUCAGGAUCCUCCUAAGACGUCAGACGACAAACGCAAAUUGACUGAGUACGGCAAGAAGCUGUCUAAGGUUUUCAUGACCUGUCUCCCUGAUUGGGGUAAACAUCUCGAUUGGCUGAGGAGGCAUUGUGAUCAGCAGCCGAAAAAAGGCCCAUGGAAUGGUCUGCAGAUUACUAAAUUAAAAAAUAAUCCCCUCGGACUCUGGUUUGACUCCCGAGGCUACCGUGUUUCCACAGGCCGGGACAAUCGGGACGGGGAGUUGCGGAACACAGAAAAAUGCAUUGGCAAUCAUAUUCAUGGUUUCCUCGUCGACAACCGGAAAGACCAAAAACGUCUCUACAGAAACGAUGAUGAAAAGCAAGAUCCCGGCACACUUAGGGAGGUCCGUCAUCAUGAGCACUUUGACUCACCAAAGCCUCCAACGACAGUAUCUCAUAUGCUGCAGUGGAUUACCGGACUGACGUAUAAUCCCAUGCUUGAAAAACUCGACUCACAUUUUACCACAAUGUUUCAAGGCCUGAAAAAAGCGUAUAAAUUAGACAAUCCGCACAUAGCUAUCACUAAGCCGUUCAGACUAAACCUCGGUGCCAACGAGGACAUUGUCGGAUCCGGCCACUUAAACGCUGUACUUCGCAGGGUUUGCGAAACGGCCGAAACUGUGUUAAUUUCCUUGCAGGGCCACGGCCACGCGGCUGGCCGCUACGCCUGUGAGUACAGUAGUAACGUAGAUAAACUGGACUAUACAACUAGCCCAUCUAGGUGUUUCGAUUUGCUAUGCGAAAUAUGCCUUAAAUUACACGAUCAGCUUAACUUCCUUUAUAGGCAUUGUUCUCAUCCAAGUAAACUCGGUGGGUGGCAAGACUGCUGGUAUGGCAACGGCGUCGCUGGUACAAGUUGGCAGUGCAAUAACUUGCAAUGCCCAGACCAACCAUACAACCAAGAGGGCAACCAAACACAUAGGCAAAGCUGCAACCAAAGCUGUAACCAAAGUGCUGACUGCGGUCUCAAGUCGCCGCUUCAAUCAUACUUAGAAGAUGGUCUCCCUGGUUUCCUUCCACACCACCUUAAAAAGCUUGGUUGUGGAGUGGAAUGUUCCCUCGGUAAGCAUAGGGGUUACCAUGCCUAA